CAGAAGAAGAAAACGAAGCGUGUGUUUCUUAAACGUCAGCAAUCGCCGACUGAUAUAGCAUAUGAUUUCUCUGACAUUUAAUUAAACAGACCUGUUUUCUUUCGUUAACUAAAGGUUAUCUAACCACUGAUUUAUUUAAGGUCCUGUUGCAUAGCUGCUUUGCCCCUUGAACGUUUGGUUCCGAUAUACUUAAUAUUGUACACUGGACUUCACGAUUAAUGACUUAAUGACAAGUUUUUCAGAGACAUUAUGAUAGCGCACUCUUUAGUGAAGAGAGUUUAUUCGUGGAUGCCAUGCCUCGGACGUGUUUGCAAACAGCUCUGUCGGAGGACAUCUUUUCAUUCCACUGUAAUCCCACAGAAUUGGCUCCGAUGUCUAUUUCCCUCCCAGCCCAGACAUUUCGUAUUGUCCCCGUGCGAGCUCAAGGGCAGAGAUGACUUCGGUGGAGGUUUUAUUGGACACACGGAAGAGGAUGAGGACGAUGGAGACGAAGACUUCAUGGAGGACAGUGAGGUGGAUGAACUGUUUCAACAGCAAAUUCCCACCAGAUUUGGGGAUGGAGAGUACAGGAUCUUCAUUGUUCACCCUGAUGUGAAAUGGGGACGCAAGAAGCAAUAUCUGACAUCAGCUGAGUUGAUGAUGGCUGAGGCUGUGGGGCUGGUUAACACCUUGGAGAACUGGAGCGUAGUGGAUAAGAUAAUCCUCUCCACCAAAACUCCAGAGAAGAAGAAGAUAUUUGGCAAGGGGAAUUUCCAGUCUCUCACAGAGAUAAUAAGGCAAACACCAGGAAUCAAUGGUGCUUUUGUCAAUGUUGAGCACCUGUCGCCUUUGUCUGAGAGGGAGUUUGAGGAAGCCUGGGGAGUAAAGGUCUUUGACAGGUAUUCAGUGGUACUUCACAUCUUCCGCUGCAAUGCUAGAACUAAAGAGGCCAAGUUACAGAUCUCACUGGCAGAGAUCCCCUUGGUCAGAUCUCGACUGAAAAAUGAAAUGGCACAUUUGGACCAGCAGGGUGGAGGCUCAAGAUACAUAGGCGGUUCAGGUGAGACAUUUAUAGAGGUCCAGCAAAGGCUGUUGAAAGAGAGGGAGAUGAAGAUUCGCGCUGCUCUUGAGCGGCUACGUAAGAAGAGGCACCUGCUACGCUCUCAGCGUAAAAAGAAAGACUUCCCUAUCAUCUCUGUUAUGGGCUACACCAAUUGUGGAAAGACCACUCUGAUUAAAGCGCUGACCGGGGAUUGUGGUCUCCAGCCCAGAAACCAACUUUUUGCCACCUUGGAUUUCACUGUCCAUGCUGGUCAGUUACCCAGUCGCAUGACUGUGCUGUACGUGGACACCAUUGGCUUUCUGUCCCAGCUGCCCCACCAGCUCAUUGACGCUUUCUCUGCCACCCUGGAAGAUGUUAAGCACGCUGACCUGAUAGUUCAUGUCAGAGACAUCAGCCAUCCAGAGACUGUGAAUCAGAAAGUCAAUGUGCUAAAUGUCCUAAAGAACCUUCAGAUCCCUGAUAGGCUGAUGAGCUCCAUGAUAGAGGUGCACAAUAAGGUUGACCUACUCGAAAAUUACCAGCCCUCAGAGCCAAAUUCCCUACCGAUAUCUGCCUUGAAAGAACAGGGCUUGGAUGAACUGAAGAAAGUCGUCGAAGAGGAGAUUGUUAAGUCCACUGGAAAACUAAUUUUAAACCUCAAAGUUGACCUCAGCACUCCUCAGUUAAGUUGGCUGUACAAAGAGGCCACAGUUCAGGAAGUGAAUGUGAUCGCUGAUGAAGGCUUGGCUGUCACCAGUGUUAUCAUCAGCGCCGCUGCUUAUGGACGCUACAAGAAACUAUUCACAGACAGAUAGCAAAACAUCAGUAUGCAACUACUACUAUGUGGACAAAAAGAUUGGAAACUGAGCAGUACACUGUUUUGACCCUGUGCAAUGAGCACAUUGAUAUCACUGUUUUGUGGCUGGUUACUAAUAAACAAGAACAGCAGAACAAAACUGUGUUAGCGUAUGUAUUUCAGAUUACAUUACUGUAAACAAUCACCAUAACAUGUCUAUGAUGGACAUAAUUGUAAAGUCGUUGAAAAUGUAUUAAUAUGUAAUGUUCAUAGCAUAUGAGAGCCAUAUCAUAUAAAAUGCUUAAAAAUAUUUUUACUCUCGAAUAUCAUUAUUUAUGAUGCAUCCUCUUUCCUCUUGUUAAACAUGAAAUCACUUUGUGGUUAAAGUGCAUUUACUCAAUGUAAACAAGCUCAUCUCUGCAAAGAAAUAUUUCAAGCAUUCUUGUGAAAACUUGAAGGAACCCAUGAAUCAAUGUUGCUUAGCAUUCGGAAAAUGAAGGUGCAAGAAGUAUUCGGAGGCUAUUUUGGAGUUUGUAAGAUACAAAAAAUUCUCAAUA
Lampris incognitus (smalleye Pacific opah) is the source of this 2374-nucleotide messenger RNA. It is a transcript of the gene gtpbp6, whose product is annotated as GTP binding protein 6 (putative). Gene Ontology annotation, cellular component: cytoplasm. Gene Ontology annotation, molecular function: GTP binding; ribosome binding. The record is from RefSeq and is a predicted model, not a curated record. The coding region runs from base 250 to 1836 and encodes 528 amino acids. The transcript has 10 exons. NCBI's taxonomy places the organism in Eukaryota, Metazoa, Chordata, Actinopteri, Lampriformes, Lampridae.